Messenger RNA from Neoarius graeffei (lesser salmon catfish), 2160 nucleotides. It is a transcript of the gene lrrc57, whose product is annotated as leucine rich repeat containing 57. The coding region runs from base 374 to 1090 and encodes 238 amino acids. Lineage: Eukaryota; Metazoa; Chordata; Actinopteri; Siluriformes; Ariidae. Gene Ontology annotation, molecular function: protein binding. The record is from RefSeq and is a predicted model, not a curated record. The transcript has 5 exons.
UGCUAUUAUUAUUUUCCAAGUAAAGAAGUUGUUGACUUCGGUUACUGUUUAGAUGUGAUUUGUAAUUUAGAUAAUUGUGUUUAAUGAUGUUAGGUGGUUUUGUAGUGUCGCAACUUCUCGCUGUUGAAAUUGUAACUGUUGUUAGCGGUAUCUCAAAUGGCGUUCUGAUUAACAAGUAGCGCGCUACAGCUACCAUUAUCAUACACACUACAUAGGGUGCGCAUAGGCACUUAACAGACAUUGGGGACACGGCCCAUGUAAAUAAGCCUCUGUAAAUCCAGUCAGUGAGGUACUGAGAGGGUACAGGAGUGAGUGUGUAAAAGUUAAAUAAAACUGUGUGUUUAUUGUUGUAGAGUAAAGAGAGGCAGUGUAAAUGGGGAACAGCGCUCUCACAGCUCAUCUGGAGACCUCACAAAAAACCGGAGUGUUUCAGUUAACGGGCAAAAACCUGCAGGAGUUUCCAGAAGAGUUACAGCGGCUCAGUGGAAAUCUGCGCACUGUCGACUUGUCCAACAACAAAAUCGAGACGCUGCCUGUGUUUAUAGGAAACUUCCAGCAGCUGAAGAGUCUGACCAUCAGCAGCAACCGCCUGACCAGUCUCCCUGCUGAGAUGGGGAAGCUGAGGAAGUUGGAGACGUUGGUGUUAAACAGUAACCAGCUCACUCAGCUCCCUGCCUCGUUCUCUCAGCUCAAAGCUCUGCGUACACUCAGUCUCUCAGCCAAUCAGUUCAGAGAAUUUCCCAGCAGACUCGGCUCCCUGCGUCAGCUCGACGUCCUCGACUUGUCCAAAAACCGCAUACAGGCCAUUCCUGAUGAGGUGUCUGAGCUGCAGGCCAUCGAGAUCAACCUCAACCAGAACCAGAUCUCAGCUCUGUCUCCGGAGGUUUCUCGCUGUCCGAGACUGAAGGUGCUCAGGUUAGAGGAGAACUGUCUGGAACUUUCCUCCAUCCCCUCCUCCAUCCUCACACACUCCAAUGUGGCUCUGCUCUCUGUUGAGGGAAACCUGUUUGAGGUGAAGAAGCUGCGCGACCUCGACGGGUAUGAAAAGUACAUGGAGCGCUUCACGGCAACAAAGAAGAAAUUUGCAUGAAGGACAAAAAAAAAAAAAAACACGGGUAAUUGGGUGCAUGACAGAAAAGAACAGAAAACUAUUUUGAUGAACAUUAAAACUCCAGCGCUGAGUUCCUGCUGUACGGAAAACUUGAGCGAGGAAUCGGGGGAGGAAAUGUGUUUGGAAGUGUAUAACACACUACGUUAUAAUUUGAAGGUGUCAUUAUGAUUCUAACAUACAGUUCGUCAAUUUCAUUGUCCUGUUAAUGCCUGUGUCUUAAUGCACAAAAAGAGUGUAAAAACCUAACCGCUUCAGUCCUGCACUAACAUGCUUUAAUGCCUUUACACACCCUGGAGUACAGGCGUUAUAUAUUCAGCUAUGAAUACAGGUUUCAGAGUCCAACACGUGCACAAAAAUAAAUAUAUCCUAAAGAGAGUCAGACAUGAGGCUUUAAAGAUUUUACAUAAUAUUAAUUUAUAUGUAUAAAUUUUUUGCAAAAAAAGUAUAAUAUACAUAACUAUGAACAAUUUAAGUUAUUAUAAACAGGCAUGCCGCUGAAAUUUCAGAUUUUUAUUUGUUCACGGUUUGCUUUUCAAAAUGGAUAUCAGGAUCUCUAUCUAUCUGUUUAUUGGUUUAUGCAGUCACAUGACACUUGAAACUACAGUAGUCACAUCCCCCUCUCUCUGCUGAAGAAAACAAUAUAAAACACAUUGUUGAAAGCAAGACACUUUACUAAGUGUUAAACAUAGGCAUCAGAAAAUUACUAAAGUAUACACAAUCCUCUUAAUGUCUUAUUAACAUCUUAACACUAAUACUGUAGCUUCUUAUACCCUUUAAAGCAUGUGUGUUUAUUCUUCACAGUUUACUCUGUCUUCAACAAGCCAUGUGUCAACUCGACUACAAUAUAUGCAAAAACACAUGGUGCAAAAAUGUAUUGGCACCCCGUGUCCUGUUCAGGCCUCUUUUUAUUUUAUGCAUUGUAGAGAAGGACAUCCCAUAAUCUUGUGGCCAUGACUGAUCAAGAUGUGAAAAUUAUUUAUCAGCUGAAGUCAGAACAUUAAUGUGCUCAAAUGUGUCAUAUAUAAAUAUAAUAAAUGCAGAUAUAAAGA